GGGAUAGGGGUACCAGCUAGUGUUCAACAUUCUGUAUACGCGGGGGAUUGGAGGCGAUAUUUUGGAAAGGAGCUCUGUGGACUUGCACGAAAGUUAAACAUGUAGAAAGUUUUCCGAAAUGCCGUCAAAGCAGCAGCUUGAUAAGGCGGCUUGGCAAUGGACUGAACGAGUAGAGCCGGAGAACGUCAAGCAAGAGCACAUAGAGACGGCAUACCGGAUAAACUGCACUGUUUGCAAAUCAAAUAAUUGCCGUCGCAACUGCUCGGGUAACCCCUGUUGCCUGUCUGGACUUGGUGAAAAGGCAUUCCUGCAAGAUGUUGAUGAUAACGCCUGGCACGACAUUGAGGACCCAAACUCAGAGAGGAGGCCAGAGGGUGGCUUUGUUGGUUUGAAGAACCUGGGUGCAACCUGUUAUUUGAACAGCUUCCUGCAGGUGUGGUACCACAAUCCCGCAUUCAGGCAUGCUCUGUACUUGUGGGAUCCAAAAGAUGACCCUCAAGAAAAGAAGAAAGCCCCAACCCUCAAUGGUGACAUAGGAAUGCACAAAGAAAAUAAAUCUGAGGUGGCUGCACCAUAUUCACCAUCAUCUGUCACGGGACAUUUGCAGCUAAUAUUCGCUCUGCUUCAGUUCAGCAACAGAAAGUACAUUGACCCAUCUCCAUUUGUCAACUGUUUGGGGUUGAGCACAUCUCGGCAACAGGAUGCCCAAGAGUUCAGCCGGCUUUUUACUUCGCUCAUUGAAGACCAGCUUUCGUAUCAAACUAAAGAAAGUGUCCGCUCAGUUAUUCAGAAGCAGUACUCAGGAGAGUACAGCUACGUUACAAGAUGCCUUCAGUGCAAGACAGAGUCAUCCCGCACUUCUGAGUUCUAUGAACUUGAUCUCAAUAUAAAGGGACACAAGGAUCUGCAUCAAGCACUCAGUGAGUUCCUAAAGGAAGAACAGCUUGAAGGCAGCAAUCAAUACCACUGCAGUAUUUGCCAUGCAAAGCAGGAUGCCACACGCUUCAUCCAGCUGCAACGCCUUCCCCCCGUGCUGAACCUACAGCUGCUUCGCUUUGUAUUUGACCGCACCAGUGCCUCCAAGAAAAAGCUCAAUUCAUCGAUUCAUUUUCCAGAAGCCCUUGACAUGAGUCCUUACCUCAGGCUACCGAAAGGUACGUCAGCGUACAACCUUUCAGCUGUCCUGAUACAUCAAGGCACAAGUGCAAACUCAGGACACUACAUCGCCCACAUCAGAGACAGGGAAACUGGUGCUUGGUACAAGUUCAACGACGAAACAGUGUGCAAAAUGCCCGGAAACAAACUUCAGCUGGCCGCGGAUGAAAAUUCUAAUGUUGGGGCAGCCGGAGAUGGGAAGAAGCGGAAGCCAAAGUUGGGUGAAGGCAUGCACGAUUCCACGAACGCUUAUAUGCUGGUGUACAAAAAGGAUGACCCUCAUGCAAGAGAAUUUGCCCCCGACAGCUCUGUAGAGUGGGACCUACCUGACCACUUGAAAGUGGCCGUUGCAGAGGACAACAGCAAAUUUGAUGAGUGGGUUGCGGAACUCUCUGCCAUGCGGUCUGAAACAGUGAAGGCUGGAAAGGCACGUCAAUCAGAGAUCAGAGCACUCUAUCGUAAACUGCCUGCUGUUGAAGGUGAACCAUUUGACUGGAUUCCCACUGAGUGGCUUAUCAAAUGGCUUACAGAAGAAGUCGAUAAAGUGCCUCCCGUUGAUAAUAGCUUUGCCAUCUGUCAACAUUCAAUGCUAGACCCCCAAAAAGUAACAAAAAUGAAGUGUAUCAGCAGUGCAGCAGCUGAUAUGAUCUAUGAAAAGUUUGGAGGAGGCCCAAGGUUGAGCCCUGCUCUAUGCAGCAAGUGCGUGGAGAUGCAGUGCCGCUAUCUCCAAGUGAAAGCACGAGUGCAAGAGGACCAGAAGGAGAUAUCGCGCAUGCUGAAAUUCAAGGCCACAAGGGAAGAGCCAAAGUUUUGGGUAGGGAAGUUGUCCCUGCAGCACUGGAAGCGGAUGGUGCUCCGACAGUUCGAUGAACAACUCGUGGGGCCCGACGUGGAAUCAUCUGAAGAGGGAGAUGGAGACAGUUUGCUGGCUCAAUCAUCGCAAGAAAAUUCCAAUAAUGUGCAAGUGCAAAAUGAAGACGUUGAAUCUCACAUGGACUUCAAUGAGGAUUCACGUUGUGAACAUGGAGGUUUAUGUCCGGACGAGACAUGCAGGAGACUGACAGUAGCUGCGAUAUGGUAUCGGCUCAAAAACCAUUUUCCAUCUGCUCCUGAAUUCCCCGAGGACACCGAAGUCUGCUCUCUUUGCAAGGACAGCCUGGAGAAAAAUAACGAGGCCCAAGAGAAACUGCGCAUUCAGGCUUCGGUUGAGAAACAGUGCCUGCUGGAUCUUUUCCUUGACCGCAGUCGACCCAAUCCGAGUCUGCUGCAGCCUCAAGACAUUGCUUAUGUCAUCAACAGAGAAUUUGUGGACCAGUGGAGGAAGUUCAUUAGAACACCUUUGUCAAAGCCCCGGCCUACGGUGUUGUCCAACGAUAUCUUGCUGUGUCCGCACGAGAAGCUCGUCGGCCCUCCGGACGAUGAGAACGUGACUCUAGUACGGCUUCACGAGUGGGAGGCCCUGCAACAGUUAUAUGCUGCAAAGCCUGAAAUCACGGUCCGUGCUCCGGCCACCACUGAGGGACAACUGAACAAUGUGCCUUCUUCGAACCCUGAGGUAUGUUCGGAAUGCCACGCCGCGGCCCUUCGAGAACGUUCUCACUUCACGCGGGGCAAGGUCUUCGUUCGACGUGUCAGCACACUAGACUCAACCACCCCUAGCAACAACGGGCCAAGCGCGUCCACCAGCGACACGCCGAACGGCGACUCCUUCGUCCCCGCCAAGCGCAAGAAGCUGGACACGGACGUGUCGACGGCGACGACGACGUGUCGAGUGUCCAGGGCUCGGCGAGCGAGACGUGGUGACCGCGAAAUCACAGUGUCCGCGUCGCAGACUUUGCUCGAGUUGAAAGUGCAAGUCAUGCAGGAAUUCACGGUAGCACCCUUCGACCAACACUUAACCUUGCAACCCGGAGGGGAACCCCUGGCGGACAACCAAGCUACACUGGCCUCUUUGGGUGUCGUGCCUGGCAGCAUCUUGUUUUUAACGACUGAUGAACCGACGUCAGGUGCUAUGGACUUCGAGGACUGUACCAGCGUGCCUGAGCCUGAAGUCGGAUUUAAAGGUACGAAACUACAGGAAUGAUGCCAGGUCGCACCUUCGAUGUUCGGCGGCGACGAUCAAAUACCUCGCUGCACAUUUCCCGCUAAGAAAGCCACGAGUGUCGGACUUCCACCCUGACUGUCCUCCGGUGUCUCAUUUUCGCCAUGGACACCGCCGUUAUUUAUGUUUGUACAUAGAGUCUUAACGCAGCUCAUGUGUAUAUAUAGCUAGCGUUUCUCUUUCUAUCUCUUGUUUCCUUUCUUUCUUUCUUUUUUUUCUGUCGGGUUUUCUUUCUUCUUUCUUUUGUAUUUUUUUUUUAAUGGGAAGCAACCUGCAGCCUUCGUGCAUCCACGUCUUUUUUAUAUGUUUACAAAAAUAGUGCGCUUGGAGUGUAUUUUCCAGGUUUGCGUCACACAUGUAAAUGGAGAGAAUGCUGUUAGAGCAUGGCGCCACCCUUUAAAUUAUUUUCCCUUUAGUGCGUGGAUGAGUCAAGUAAAUGGUCACUGAAGAUUCUUCCUUGUUUCUGAUGCGGAAACAGUUCGUUAUACUGUUAACGCUAUUUAGAUUGUCAAAGGGGCACUACAGUGUGUAUGUGUCUCCUCGCGAAAUAAUCAUUGUCUUGACAGGAAAGCAAAAGGAACGCUUUACCUCUUCUCCCAUUCUCAAGAGGCGCGGGCGCCUCCCAUUGGUUUCCGCAAACGAUUUCCCGCGUUGACUGGGCAAAUCGUUUGCGGUGACCAAUGAGGAUCCCGUUCCUUUUUGUAUUGCUGUCAAGGUAACAUCUUUCAUUCAGCGAGAAUGCUUGCACCCUAGUGCCCCUCUGAGUGCAGGUACUAGCACAUGUACUGCCUGCGACACACUUGUCUGUAAUCUCCAGCUCCCCCUACCCGCGACGCCGCGGGACAUAGCUCCUUAGUGCUUGGCGCCGCCGCUAGGGGAUCGAUCCACCACGAGUUGAAGAUUACAGACAAGUGCGUCGGGAGCAGUACUUGACGCAUGAACUACUCCAGCGGAUGACUACGCAGGUCUAUCAAAAGCCCGACUGGAACGCAGUCAGCCUUCUGCGUUUUAAUCUUGUUCCUCGAGGUAAAGUGCAAUGCGCACGAUCGUAAGUGAACUGCGAGCAACAUAUGCACAGUGCUGGCAGAGACAUCAAUGAUCAUCUGUUCUUUUGCACCAUUACAGUGUAUCGGUUUUUGCACGAUAUGCAUUUGAAGGAAACGUGGAAUAUAAUGCACGAAUAAAAGAGGGUAAUAAGGA
Messenger RNA from Ornithodoros turicata, 4456 nucleotides. Its product is annotated as ubiquitin carboxyl-terminal hydrolase 48-like. Gene Ontology annotation, biological process: protein deubiquitination. The transcript has 27 exons. Gene Ontology annotation, cellular component: cytosol; nucleus. Bases 119 to 3238 code for a protein of 1039 amino acids. The record is from RefSeq and is a predicted model, not a curated record. NCBI's taxonomy places the organism in Eukaryota, Metazoa, Arthropoda, Arachnida, Ixodida, Argasidae. Gene Ontology annotation, molecular function: cysteine-type endopeptidase activity; protein binding; cysteine-type deubiquitinase activity.